Molecule: messenger RNA, 1650 nt
Organism: Peniophora sp. CBMAI 1063
Lineage: Eukaryota; Fungi; Basidiomycota; Agaricomycetes; Russulales; Peniophoraceae
Source: the annotation of a GenBank genome assembly
AUGCCCGCAUCGGACAGGAAUAUUUGGGAUAGUGCUGUAAGCACAAAGCUCACGGUCCGACAAACGCAUGAGACAUUGCACGAACAUCGUGUACGCUUGGAUGACGAUAUCGAACACCUUGAGCGCGCACUGGCCGUCGCGAAAGAGCUGCGCAACUGCAGUGCUCCGAUCCUCACUCUUCCCGACGAAAUCAUCCUUGAGAUCUUCUCGACAUUACGAGACUUGUUCUUCCCUGUGACGCAGCAGAGACCGAAUAAGUCGGCGUCUGGCUCCUGGCUCGUGGUCUCUGCUGUCUGCCAUCGAUUCCGACGUAUCGCUACAACCUCGCCCGGGCUGUAUUCUCGCAUCUCCACGCGGAUUCUGCCGGGAAAACGCGUGUUAGCAAUGAUGAAGGCCUCUCGUCCCUUGGACCUUGAUCUCGAUGUUGGCCUGCCUCGGGACAGUGAAGAUGUCGAUAUGAUCCGCAAAUACCUCUUAACCCACGGACCUCGUGUACGCACUUUCAGCAUGCAGAUCAACAACGAAUGGGCACGAUCGAUGACAGCGUGGAUACGCUCGAUCCCUCGCGUCACGACUUUGCUCAUGUCUAACAAGACCGAGGAAGGAUAUCCAUCAGGGGCGGGGUCAAUAGUCACUUUCGGUCCAAGCAUCACCCAGCUCAUGCCACGGCUAACUUGUCUGCACGUAGACGGCGUUUACCUGGAUUUCACCUCCCACAUCUUUCUCAAUCUCACAGAGCUAUCUCUUAGCCAUGUGAAGAUCCUGAACGCACUAGUCUCAAUCGAUGCUUCAGACCUUCACACCCUGCUGGGACGCAUGAAGAGACUGGAAAAACUGGCUUUAAGCAGUAUACGGGUUGGAACUUCUAUCGACGCGGACAUACCCCUGCCAGCAUCCUUACGCUAUUUGGAGUACACGACACCUUCGUCACUACUCGUAUUCUCUCGGUUCAUUCCUUCCCCUGUCGUGCACGUCAGGGUCGUUCAAACAGGGACCCCGACCUAUGCGAAAUCUUCGUCAAAUUUAAAGCAUUCACUCAAGAUUCUCGCCUCGUGGCUCGGAUCGAAUAGCCCUGCCACCGUUGUGGCGUUGACUAUCCGAUACAACACGGUUGCAGCGGAAGCAUGCGUCGCAUACUGGCGGAAUUCAAGUGAUCAUGCGGCAGGGGCCGAGCCGGACUUUAAGCUCGUCCGUUACGUCGACGAGAACUUCGGCAUGAGCAAGCUCCUGCUCGGCCACCUCUAUGACCGUGUCACACACAUAUACAUCGACGCGGACUGGGAUUAUCCGCUGUUGGACGGCAAAAGGCAAUGGUUGCAUGAGUUGGGGCCUCUACCGAAUCUUCGUUCCCUACACAUCACGGGCCCACGAACGUCUCUGGAGCCUUUGAAUCUCGUCAGAGUGGCAUCGCAGGAUUCGGUCGCGUUCUGGGAAGCUAGCCAGCUUUCCAUGGAGGAUCGCGCGUGUAUGGGAGAUGAGCGCAUCUUGAGACAUUGGUUGUCCGCGCGUAGUAGCCGCGGGCUUCCCCUACAAGUUUUGGCUCUGCCUGCACACGUAGCAGUUGCUUUGGAUAAGGUGGUCGCGGACGGCGCUGGGCCCGUCGAAUGGCGAGGGCUUGGACUGGAGGUGCUCAUCGAUUACAAGGCGUGA